Messenger RNA from Malurus melanocephalus (red-backed fairy wren), 2438 nucleotides. It is a transcript of the gene PSMD11, whose product is annotated as proteasome 26S subunit, non-ATPase 11. The transcript is spliced from 13 exons. Lineage: Eukaryota; Metazoa; Chordata; Aves; Passeriformes; Maluridae. The record is from RefSeq and is a predicted model, not a curated record. Gene Ontology annotation, cellular component: proteasome regulatory particle, lid subcomplex. Gene Ontology annotation, biological process: ubiquitin-dependent protein catabolic process. Bases 233 to 1207 code for a protein of 324 amino acids. Gene Ontology annotation, molecular function: protein binding; structural molecule activity.
GGCAACUUUGCUGCUCUUUUUCUUCCCAGUGAAACGUGAUGUCCAGGAAAACGAUGAGGAAGCGGUGCAAGUCAAGGAGCAGAGCAUCCUGGAGCUGGGGUCGCUGCUGGCCAAGACUGGGCAGGCAGAAGAGCUGGGAGGACUCCUGAAGUAUGUGAGACCCUUUUUGAACUCCAUCAGCAAAGCCAAGGCCGCCCGCCUGGUGCGCUCGCUGCUCGAUCUGUUCCUGGACAUGGAGGCAGCCACAGGACAGGAGGUUGACCUGUGUUUAGAGUGUAUUGAAUGGGCCAAAUCAGAGAAGAGGACUUUCCUACGCCAGGCUCUGGAGGCGAGGCUGGUCUCCCUCUACUUCGACACCAAGAGGUACCAGGAGGCUCUGCAGCUAGGCUCCCAGCUGCUCCGGGAGUUGAAAAAGAUGGAUGACAAGGCKCUGCUGGUGGAGGUGCAGCUCCUGGAGAGCAAAACUUACCACGCCCUGAGCAACCUGCCAAAAGCAAGAGCAGCCUUAACCUCAGCCCGGACUACAGCCAACGCCAUCUACUGCCCCCCCAAGCUGCAGGCAGCGCUGGACAUGCAGUCAGGUAUUAUCCAUGCAGCAGAAGAGAAGGACUGGAAAACAGCCUAUUCAUAUUUUUAUGAGGCAUUCGAGGGCAACGAUUCGAUUGACAACCCCAAAGCCAUCACUGCUCUGAAAUACAUGCUGCUGUGCAAAAUCAUGCUCAACAGCCCAGAAGAUGUGCAAGCGUUAGUGAGUGGGAAGCUUGCUCUGCGGUAUGCAGGAAGACAGACAGAAGCACUAAAAUGUGUGGCACAGGCCAGCAAGAACCGGUCACUGGCAGAUUUCGAGAAGGCUCUGACAGACUACAAGGUGGAGCUCAGGGACGACCCCAUCAUCAACACUCACCUGGCCAAGCUCUAUGAUAAUUUAUUGGAACAGAAUCUGAUCAGAGUCAUCGAGCCCUUCUCCAGAGUACAGAUUGAACACAUAUCCAGCCUCAUCAAGCUCUCAAAGGCUGAGGUAGAAAGGAAACUGUCACAGAUGAUCUUGGACAAGAAGUUUCACGGAAUCCUCGACCAGGGCGAGGGUGUCCUGAUCAUCUUCGACGAACCCCCCGUAGACAAAACUUACGAGGCCRCCCUCGAGACGAUUCAGAACAUGAGCAAAGUAGUGGAUUCGCUCUACAACAAAGCCAAGAAGUUGACAUAGAGUUGAAUUUGCUAGCUGUCAUUUGGAGAGUGUGUGUGACAGGAGAGUGAAACCUUUGGGAAAAUGUUAGGAGACUUUUUUUUUUUGGUUUUUUUUUUUUUUUUUUUUUUUUUUUUUUUUUUUUUUUUUUUUUUUCUUCUUCGUUCUACUUUUCGCUCGGAAAGUUUUUAAACUUCCUCAUCCGGUGCAUCUUGUAUUCCAGACGAUGCGUGUUCCAGUUUCCAUGUAAUCUUUACUGGCCGAACUUUGUAUCUGGGGGGGGAAUAUUGUUUAAACAAAGAGGGUAUUCUAAAUAAAAGGAAAAAGGCUUACACUACCUAAACAUGUGCUUUCCACUUCCUGAGGGACGGCAGAGUUCAGCAGGGACAGCGUUUCGUUACCAGUAGGUGCCCAAAACCACCUCCUCCGCCCCGAAACCGGAGACGCGCUGGCGGUGCCCGAGCAGCCACCUCGAUUUCAUUCGUACUGAACCAAACAAACCCAAAAUGUACAGACUGCUGGUUUCUUUUUCCAUCCUCAAGGCCUCCGACCCCGCUGGAGAGCAGCUCCGCGAGGAUUCCCCUGCGGGCCGGAGCUGUGGGGCCGCUCUGGGCCGAGGGAGCGGCGCGGCUUUGCCCGGGAGCCUGACUUUGCAUGCUCUUGUUUGCAGCUAGACUUAGAUUUUCCAUGUGUCCUCCCUCCCCGGCGGAGCCCUGGCUGUGCCUCUGCCGAGUUUGGGACAGCCCAGCCCCUUGGGACAGCCCAGUGCAGCUCCUGGGAGCUCCCUCCUUAGUCCCAAACUCCCGGCGGGCGGAGCACGGUGUAUUCCAGCAUGUUCCAUUUUCUGGUGAGGUUUCCAGUAAGUUUUAAACGCCAUUUGGGCAGUGUAAGCUUCUGCAUCUCUGUCCUGCUCAUCUUUAUUUUUCCUUUUCCCCUCUGUCUCUAUUUUCCUUCUCCACGUUUUUCUUACAAAAUUUAUAUUUUGUAAAAGGGUUCUGUUUUAUCAGGAAAUAUUUUGCCUUCACGCUGACUCUUGGACUGGCUGAUUUUUCCCCCUUUCUGUUCACAUUUUGAUCUCUCCGACCUUUUACUUUAUUUUAUUUUAUUAUUCUUAAUUCCCAUCUCCUCCAGUCAGUCGCUGUUUGGGUUUUUGGCACCAUCAAUAUCAAAUGUACAAACGGUUCUUGCUAACCAACACCAGGUAUAUCUGAUGUUCAGAUGAGUUCCAAUAAAGAAUUUUUUUUUCAAAAAA